Molecule: messenger RNA, 3357 nt
Organism: Peronospora belbahrii
Lineage: Eukaryota; Oomycota; Peronosporomycetes; Peronosporales; Peronosporaceae
Source: the annotation of a GenBank genome assembly
AUGGUGGACGAAGCGGACUGGCUACGAGACUUGGCAGCAUUAGCCUCACUGACUGUAACUGUGCAUUACGUUCUCGGCAUCUACGGUCUAUUGGGUGCUCUAUUGAUCUUUGUCUACCUAGAACAUGGCCCUAGUAUCACUCAACAGUUGAAGCUGCACGAGAGAAUGGAAGAGCGGACGUCAUCCGCUCUUUCUGACAAUGCGUCCACUGAAGAGAACGACCAGGAACAACGUGACCAAGAAGACCCACAAGACACUGAAACGCAGCAGCAACAGCAGCAGCAGCAACACCAGGAAGGAGAACAUGACGAAAUGCAACGAGAAACACACCUUGUAAUCCAUGACGUUGGUAGUGUGAAUGUAACACGUGAUGACGUGGUGAUGAACACACGUACACCUGUCGCCUUUGAGACGGAACUUUUCAUUGGUCAUGCGCUAUUUCUAGUGCGUACACAGCCGGAGGAUCCGUACUAUGCUACGUUGUUUGCUGGUAAACGUCGUAUGUUUUGGAUUCAAGUACAGGGCCGGUUCAAAAAGGCACCACAAGGUCCUGUCUAUCUAGGAGGAGAAUUACCAGCAAGGAUUGCUCCUGGUCUCUUUACACGCAGUGUAGCACUUGUUAUUAUGGGGUUGAUUCGACGAUUAGUAGGUCACGUGAGUUUUAGCUUUGGGAGCUCUAUGGACAGUCAAGAUGCUGAUGAACUGCCAGCAGUUUCAUUUCCACUGUUUCAGUCAGUGGAUCAAUUUGUGGAAACACCUGAGGGAGAGACGCCACCAGCACUGGGUACAGAUAAUUUUGGAGAAUGUGAGGACAAACGCAACAAGAGAAGACAUACACCACUUGGUGCAGAGAGCUAUCAAGUGGGAUCAACAUACACAUUUGAUUUUCAUACCAUGUAUGUGGAUUUGACCAAGUGGGAAACUGCAAAUUUACCUGGUGGACUCAAUGCGAUGGAUCUUGCGACCUUUUUUGACUCUCUACCGUUACGACUCGUGGCGUAUGAAGUACAUUCUGCGAUAGUUGAUACCUCGACUAGUCACUGCCAGCAAGACAAAGAGUAUUUGUUUUCGUUUGAAGUCAAGUACGACAAGCAUAGACGUCAUGUUGAUAAUCGGUUUGCGGUUACUACGACGGCUGAGGAAGGUUUGAGAGAAGGAGCUAGACUAAACAGCGGCAGAGGGCGAGUGUCGAUGAUAUCUGGAAUUGGAUUGAGUGGUGCGGGUUCGGAGAUGAGCACAAUGAGUACGACGUUAAGUGAUGCCAGUUCCAUGACGGAAGAGGAUCCGGUGCUAGCUCAGGAGCACGCAGACUUCUUGCGACUUGAACACGCUCGUCGUCUUGGACAGCUUUCGUUUACUUACUUAUGCUGGAUGGAGGAAGUCGAUGUGGCUUCGGAUGUGCGCCGCGUACACUACGUGUUUGCUGUGAAAGACAAGGUCGGUGAGUACGAUGACGAAGCUCUUGACGGAGACGACGAUCUGCCAAAAUCUGUCUCCCGUUAUCGGCUUGCUAUUGUGAGCAGUUAUGAGCUGCGCAACUUGCUGCAAGGUCGCCACAUUUUGAAAUACGGCAAAGAAGCCAAGGAGCUGGCCAAACUACGUUUUCAUAGUCGAUCACGUAUUGGUAGCUACAGCACAAUCUCGACUGAAGUGCAGCAGGCUGUAAUGCAUCUCCAGAGGCUGGCUGGGGAGUCACUUCCGCCAUCAGCCCUGCCGUCGUACUCCAGCCCAAGCGAAACUGAUACGUUAGAUGGAGAAUGUAUGGGAGAUGACCCGAUGACUUUAGACGAGAUCCGCCAGGUUGCGGCCCAGGCUGCACUUUACAAAUGUCUCACGAAGCGGCAGAGAUUGCAAGAAGCGUAUACUUCCAGAACUAAAUUGUCUCCAUCUCGAAUCGGCGUGAAUCUUAGCCGGCGCGACCGCGAAGAGAUGGGAGUAGUUUUUGAGGGUGUAGUGUACCGAUACUACGCAGCCCAAUUAUUACGACAGGAGGUUUUGCUGCUCACAAAGGAUGCUUUGCUGUUUUACCGUUCGUAUUCUUCGAGCGCUGAGAAGCAGGUGCUGAUCUCGCACAUCAUUGGUGUUCGAGCUGUUGAGGUGCCUUCGAUUGCAGCAUACCUUGAUGGUUUUAGUGGCAUAGAUGGAGCCUUUGCGCUACAGAUCAGCACGUUUGCAGAGGAAAUCGUGUUGUGUGUUGGUACGAGUUCUACUCGGGAUGCUUGGUUGCGAGGUAUUUUGCAACACUGCGACCCCAUUAGCAACUUCGAUCAUGCGAUGCAAGGCGAGAUGUACAUCGGGUUUGCUGCCACUACUGCACUCCGGCCGGCCAAUCGCGUCGAACUCAACUCACGACUACUGUUUCCGCAGUUGAAAGCUCAAGGGCCACAGAGAGACGACGUCAGUGACAUCGAAACGAUUGUUGCUGACACCAUUUCUGGCGCGCUAAAGCUCGUGAAACGUACACUGACGCGUGCAUUGCGCAUUCUGAACAAUGCGCAGCAGCUUUCAGUGACGGAAGUACUGGCGUUCUUAGAUGACGCAAGUGCUCUGCGAGCAGUGGACUUAAAACUACUUCAAGAUUCUGGCUCCCACGAAGAGCAGGUCACUUUUUACCUGAAUUUGUAUCACACGGUGCUUGCACAUGCGAUGAUCGCUCAAGGCUUUCCGCGUAGCAAAGGCCAGUGGGGUCACUUUUUGACACGGACAUGCUACGCACUGAGCUGUGGGCCGGAGGGAGGUCAGGUUAGUCUGUCACUGGCAGAGAUUGAACACGUGAUUCUACGUGCUCGCUUACCUCGCGCCGAUCUACCCCAUCUGUGUGUGAAUAGCGUUUUGGCAGUAGCAAACGAACCAGCGAGUCGACUACAGAACCUUGGAAUCGCGCAUCCGGAUUUCCGUCUUAGCUUGGCGCUAGUACUGAAUCAUUGUGGUAGUGAUAAAGUCGUGAUAUAUGAUCCCGCGUACGUACAUGAACAGCUGAAUGCAGCUGUGCGCUCGCUGCUAAUGCGAUCUUGUGAGCAAGGUCACUUGGAGAUGGAGGAUUUGAGUACUAUCGUGUUGCCGCGUCUAUGCGAAUGGUACCGUCGUGAUUUUGGUGGAGCUACUUUUGAUGCGUCCGCAGUUUAUUGCGUUCGCAAGCUGUUGGGGUUUAUGGACAAUGAACUGCAGUUACAGGUGAUCAAUGCGUUGGGUCUCGACGACGUUCUUCUUCGCAUCAAGUUCCGGCCGUUCAAAUACACAGCAAAGACUACGCUGGAGGAAGAAGAGAGUUGGCGGCCAUCAGUGCUUGACGAGCCUGACAUUAGCAGCACUGAAUCCGCCCAGACUGAAAGAGAUGGCGGAAUGACGCAACUCUAG